CACCUUAGUCGAUCCACCUUCUCUCUUCUAUUUCUCCCUGCACCGCUUGCGUCGUCUGAAGACUCGAAUUCUUGAUUUCACUGGACGCCAACUGGAAUCGAGAUUGAAAUUGUGACGCGGGAAUUUUUUGCAUGCCUCUCUGUCGAUUAGGGAGGAACAACGGUGGGAUUUGAUUUGGUUAGGGAGGUGAAAAAUACUUCAGCGAUCGAUCAAAAGCUCUCAACAUCAGCAUCGACCUGAUUAACACCGUCGGACGGCUAUUUCAAUGGAAAAAUCGACGCCAUGGAUUCCGACCAUUUGGAUAGCAAAACAUGGAAGGUCCACCUGGAUCGGGCAAAGGUACUCAAUCCCCCAUCAUUAAGGAUGAAUACUGCCUUUGCCACUUACCAACAUGUGACAUGUUGAGAGCAGCCAAAACUCCACUCGGGAAUAAAGCUAAAGAAACCAUGGAAAAGGUCUACGCUUUGCUUUGACUCAGUAAUAUGAGUCUUCAACAGUUUUUACCCAAAUUGAUCCCUAGUGGUUGGGAUAAUUGAUGAAGCAAUGAAGAAGCCAUCAUGCCAAAAAGGGUUCAUUUUUGAUGGUUUUCCUACAACAGUUGCCAGGCCGAGAAGCUUGAUGAGAUGCUUCAAACACAAGGAACUAAUUCACGGAAUCGAUGAUGUUACUGGAGAGCCAUUAAUGCAAGUUAUAUAUAGACUACUACAUAUUUAUUUGCCAUUAUUAAUUAUGGCAUAUAAUGUAAAGUUACUAAAGCUUAGAAGUGACAUCAGAACUGGAAUACUAUCUACUACAGCUUAUUACAACCUCUUUUUAAAUAUUAACUACAUCCUUGGUUUCAAGCUGCAACAAAUGUUGGUGAUGAAGGUGGAUUUGCUUCUCAUAGUCAAGAAGACAAGGAGGGUCUUGAGUUGCCUAAAACAGCCAUUGGCAACGCCGGAUUCUUCACUAGUUAUUAUCAUUUUGUAAAUUUAUACACAUAUGUAUCCGAUAAAUACAUGAAUUGAUUGAUGCAAAUAUGAAUAUGUAUAAUAUGUAAAGAUGGGUG
Lactuca virosa is the source of this 1048-nucleotide messenger RNA. Lineage: Eukaryota; Viridiplantae; Streptophyta; Magnoliopsida; Asterales; Asteraceae. The record is from the annotation of a GenBank genome assembly.